AUGGUUCUCCUGAGUAACCAUAAUGUGCCAACACGUCUGUUCGACGUCAUGGAUGCGUGCGACACCCUCCAGUCACCCUGCACCGCAAGCUCGACGAAUUUGACGUCAUUUGUCCUUCCUCCAUCCGAUGGCUCUAUCGCAUUUCCUCAAUUACUCGACUUUCAUCUCGAAAACAAUCCGGACUAUCCUUAUGCGGUUCUUGUUAGCUUGGACGACGAUCCGGACGAGAACGUGACUGUCACUUGGGCUGAAGUCGCCCGUGCAUCCUUCAGACUGGCCGCGAAGCUCCGAACGCUGGUGAAGGUAUCAGAUGAGCAGAGGAGAGAGGGUGUUCGUAUUGCAAUACUGGCAAAUACAGAUACUCUCACCUAUGUUACCCUCAUUUUUUCAGUUUUCCGGGCUGGCUUUGUGGCCUUUCCCCUCAGCACGCGGAACUCCGCGGCCCCAGCCCUGGAGCACUUGAUCCAGACGACCAACACGGCCUAUGUAAUUGGAUCCAUUGCUGCCCCUGGAUCUGCACCUACGUCUCUCGAAGAGACUACUGCGACACUUCUGGCUCAUGUUCCUACGCUCCAGCUCUUGGAAUUUCCCGGGUACGCAGACCUGUAUCCAAGGCUCAGCAUGAGCCCCAUUCCGCCAUACGAUGCGGAGCACGACGCUAUUCAUACCCCGAAACUUCCCUCAGUCGAAUCGUUUCCAGAGUACAAGGAUAUGACGAACCAGAAUGUUCUUAUGAUUCUCCACUCUUCUGGAAGCACUGGAUUCCAUAAAGCGAUACCUAUGACUCACCGAUUUCUCAACUUUGCUUUCAGGUCCCACGGAAAUUCUGUGACUGCAACAAGAUGCUGUCUUCUGGGUCUUCCCGUCUUCCAUGCUAUGGGGAUCUUCGUAAUGGUUGGGCUUCCCGCCACGUAUGGAACGACUAACGUCAUGUUCAAGCCAUCAAGCGGACAUGUUAUUCCUUCUCCUGAAGUAGUUCUGAGAGGAAGUCAACGUGGCAGAGCUGACUAUCUUUUGGCAGCACCCAGCUAUUGCGCUGAAUGGUCACAUCACCAGGAAUCAGUAAAGUAUCUCACCACACUCAAGAGCCUGAUGUACGGCGGUGGUCCACUUGCUGCAGAUGUUGGUGACCGUCUCGUACGAGAGGGUGUGAAAGUCAUCAGUGUGUACGGCAUGACCGAAGUAGCUCAGAUUUUCGCUUUGAAAUUUGACGUUGACCAUCCUGAAGACUGGAGUUACAGCGAAUUGCACCCUUCCCUACGGGCAGAGUUUGUUCCAGAAGGCGAUAACCUCUACAGGCUAAUUGUCAUAGACACGGAUAAUCAUCCAAUCGCUAUCUCGAACCAAACAAACGUCAGUGCAUUCGACACGAAAGAUUUGCUGGAACAACAUCCCACAAGACGUCACCUGUGGAAGACCAUGGGACGUGUGGAUGACCUGAUAGUUAUGUCCAACAGAGAGAAGACCAACCCCAGCCCCAUGGAGAGUAUUUUGAAUGGAAAUCCUCACAUCAGAGCCUCUAUGAUGUUUGGUAGUGGACGAUUUCAGGUUGGUGUCGCCAUCGAGCCAGCAGGGCACAUCUGCAGCAUCACCAAUGAUGAAAGUCUUGCGGAGUUCCGCAAUCUGAUUUGGCCCGAUGUUGAGAAGGCAAAUACAAUCGCACCCCAGCACUCCAGGAUUUUCAAGGAGCUUAUCCUCGUUAUUGAUCCCAAAGGAAGCUCAUUUACUAGGACGCCGAAGGGGUCCAUUAACAGGAACUCUACUCUCCAACAGCUUGCUGACGAGAUCGACGCCCUUUACGCUGCCGCCGAACAGCUUGGUAGGAAAGCUUAA
Molecule: messenger RNA, 1833 nt
Organism: Dacryopinax primogenitus
Lineage: Eukaryota; Fungi; Basidiomycota; Dacrymycetes; Dacrymycetales; Dacrymycetaceae
Product: acetyl-CoA synthetase-like protein
Exons: 12
Coding region: 1-1833 (610 amino acids)
Source: RefSeq, a predicted model, not a curated record